AUGAAAUUAUUAAAGCUUUCUUGGGUACGACAUGAUGCUCUUAUUUCCAAAUUUGUUUUGUUUGCAUCUUUUUUAUUUUUAAUCUUAUUAUCUGAUAGUUUUAUUAAAAAGGAAUAUUUUUUUAAUAUAAAAAUACGAAGUAGUAAGCUAUGUCAUUUUUUACAGAAUAAUUUUUACAAAUUAGAGAAGGUGCUUUUGUGUACAUCUCUUAACAAUUUCCCUCUUAAUGAUUGGAAAAGUUUAAAAAAGGGAAAUGUAAUGAGUCAUGAAGAAAAAGUAAAUGAAGAAACGAAUAUUAUAGAAAACAAAAUUAAAAAAAAGAAAGAAGAAAUGAAAGAGGAUGAAAAUUCAUUAGAUCUUGUUUUGGAUACAAAUAAUCCUUCCUUAGAUAAAAAUGUUCUAGAAAAAUCUAAAUUAGUAUUCAAAAAGUUAGACAGAAAUAAUAAUAAUUUAAUAGAUUUUAACGAAUUCAGGACAAAUGUAGAAAUAUUAUCAAAAAGUGAUGAUAUUAAUACAAAUAUUUUAAAUUAUUUAUUUCAGCUAUUUGAUAUAAACAAAGAUAAAAAACUCAAUUACACUGAAUUUUUAUCUUUAAAUUCGUAUGAUUUUAAUUAUAUCAAAUUAAUUAAAAUAUUAUUUGACGCAGAUGAUACGGUAGAUAAAAGUACCAUCUAUGAGUAUUUACAAAUUUACUUUUCAGAAUUUUUAGAAAAUAUAAUUGAAGAGGAAAAGCAUAUUUUAAUAAGAAAGAACAAUUUAGUUCAUUUGCUUUCCAAAAAUUUUUUUAAAAACAGUAGAAGUAAAUGGGAUAUAAAUGAAGAUGAAAAGUUACAAAUGGAAGAGUUCCAAAAUUUUCAAUUAUCUUUAUUAAUAGAAAUUGAUCAUUUAUCAAAUUUUUUGCAAUUGGAUUAUAACCUAGAUGGAAAAAUUGAUAUUGCUGAAUUAUUGUUUUAUCUUAACAACGAUAAAAAUGUUUAUAAUAAACUGUUUACAUAUAUUAAAAAUAAUAAAAAAAAAGAGGAUUUAUUUAAAUAUAUUAAAGAAUCAUUAAACAUCGAUGACUCUUUAAUUUUCAAUUUAAAAGUUUUAUUUUAUUCAUUUGAUAUUGAUAAUGAUAUGUUGCUAGAUUUAGAAGAAUAUCAAAAUCAAGUUGAUACUUUUUUGAUUUUAGAUGUUACACCUGAAAUAAUCUAUGCUACUUAA
Molecule: messenger RNA, 1203 nt
Organism: Plasmodium gallinaceum
Lineage: Eukaryota; Apicomplexa; Aconoidasida; Haemosporida; Plasmodiidae
Gene: ACBP1
Product: apicoplast calcium binding protein 1, putative
Exons: 1
Coding region: 1-1203 (400 amino acids)
Molecular function (GO): calcium ion binding
Source: RefSeq, a predicted model, not a curated record